Mugil cephalus (flathead mullet) is the source of this 729-nucleotide messenger RNA. It is a transcript of the gene aicda, whose product is annotated as activation-induced cytidine deaminase. Bases 1 to 630 code for a protein of 209 amino acids. The record is from RefSeq and is a predicted model, not a curated record. Gene Ontology annotation, molecular function: cytidine deaminase activity; zinc ion binding; RNA binding. The transcript has 5 exons. Gene Ontology annotation, biological process: cytidine to uridine editing. Gene Ontology annotation, cellular component: cytoplasm; nucleus. Lineage: Eukaryota; Metazoa; Chordata; Actinopteri; Mugiliformes; Mugilidae.
AUGAUUACAAAGCUAGACAGUGUACUUUUGCCCAAAAAAAAGUUCAUCUUUCAUUACAAGAACAUGCGCUGGGCAAGGGGUCGGAACGAGACAUACCUCUGUUUUGUGGUGAAAAGUCGGAAGGGUCCAGAUUCCUUGUCGUUUGACUUCGGACAUCUCCGCAAUCGCAAUGGGUGCCACGUAGAGCUGCUGUUUCUGCGCUAUUUGGGAGCCUUGUGUCCUGGUCUGUGGUCAGUUACCGGAGGGAGGAUGCUCAGCUACUCCAUCACCUGGUUCUGCUCCUGGUCUCCGUGUGCCAACUGCUCUUUCAGACUGGCCCAGUUCCUAAGCCGGAUGCCCAAUCUUCGCCUCAGGAUCUUUGUCUCUCGCCUUUACUUCUGCGACAUGGAGGACAGCCGUGAAAGAGACGGUCUGCGGAUGCUGAAAAAAGCUGGCGUGCACAUCACGGUCAUGAGUUACAAAGACUUCUUCUAUUGUUGGCAGACGUUUGUGGCUCGUAAUCAAAGCAAAUUCAAGCCCUGGGAUGAGCUGCACCAAAACUCUGUUCGCCUGGCUAGAAAACUCAACCGCAUCCUCCAGCCCUGUGACACUGAAGACUUAAGAGACGCCUUCAAACUUCUUGGACUGUGAAACAUCCCUGUGACCUCCCCUUGUGGACUUAGCAUUAUAUCUAAGAAUAGGUAAAAACUGAGAAACUGUUGGUGUCGGACCCUCACUACAACUGCCUAA